This is a messenger RNA of Racocetra fulgida, 183 nucleotides long. The record is from the annotation of a GenBank genome assembly. NCBI's taxonomy places the organism in Eukaryota, Fungi, Glomeromycota, Glomeromycetes, Diversisporales, Gigasporaceae.
AUGGAUGAUGAAGUGAAUAUACAGAAUAAUUUUCUUCAAGAUUAUCCUGAAGCACGAAUUAAUAGUAAAGAAAUUAUCAUUAUUGACGAUUCUGAUAACGAUUCUGGUAAAGAUCGACGUUAUGCUGCACAAGAAAAAGAAAAAUGGCGGGCAUAUCCUGAUAUUGAUAAAUCUGGUCAUAAG